This is a messenger RNA of Scatophagus argus, 3005 nucleotides long. RefSeq names its product potassium voltage-gated channel subfamily S member 2-like. Bases 635 to 2074 code for a protein of 479 amino acids. Gene Ontology annotation, cellular component: membrane; voltage-gated potassium channel complex. The record is from RefSeq and is a predicted model, not a curated record. The transcript has 2 exons. Lineage: Eukaryota; Metazoa; Chordata; Actinopteri; Scatophagidae. Gene Ontology annotation, molecular function: protein binding; voltage-gated potassium channel activity. Gene Ontology annotation, biological process: protein homooligomerization; potassium ion transmembrane transport; regulation of delayed rectifier potassium channel activity.
AUGCUGAGAUCACUUCGGGAGGGUGGUGCAGAGGGAGAGCUACGUGUUGCUGCGCAGCAACAGAUAGAAAGGAGGGACAGAGAGAGAGAGGAAUUCCCUCGCACAAGCAAAAGCGGCUGCCAGGGCGUGUAUCAGUUCCUAUGGUUCCCAGAAUUUGUUGCUAUAACUGUAGCUGAUGCCAGGAGCACAAGGAGGUCUAAACCAAGGGUGGAAGCAGGAUGCAAGGACCACCAACUACAACAAGCCUUCGGGUAAAUUUCAGGAAGGAGCGUCAAUUUAUUUCUGUCUGGACGCAACAUCGUAUCUGACAUCGCGCCGACUCCCUCCUCUCCUGCCCAAGCUGAGAAAAUCAACCCAGGAGAGACGCGUCAGUCUGGACUCCAGGGGACAGGUGUCUCCGCAUUCAUUAUAGAGCCACAACUUGAUCGCAAACUGAAAAAUGCCGUCACUUGAGUUGAAAUGCAGAGUCUUCUUGUGGGGAUUCGAUAAACUGUCCGCGCUUUAAAUGCGCGUCUCUCUUUGUGCUCACUGUCUCUUUCUAUCUGUCUUCCUCUUUGUGUCAAUGUGAUCUGGUCUGUCACUCCGUCUUUCUUCCUGUGCGCCCUGCCGUCUCUGUGUGUCACUCUCUUCAGAAAUGACAGGUCAGGUCCCGGGGAAGCCUGGCGGAGGGGCUCACAUGGAUGACAACGCCGCCAUCCGUAUCAAUGUGGGCGGCUUCAAGAAGCGGCUCCACUCCGACACUCUCUCCCGGUUCCCCGAGACGAGGCUUGCGCGUUUACUCCACUGUCAGUCCAAAGAGUCCAUACUGGAACUGUGCGACGACUACGACGACGCAGAGAAAGAGUUUUACUUCGACAGGAACCCAGCGCUCUUCCCCUACGUGCUCAAUUUCUACAACACGGGGCGACUGCACGUCAUGGCCGAGCUGUGCAUCUUCUCCUUCAGCCAGGAGAUCGAGUACUGGGGAAUCAACGAGUUCUUCAUAGACUCCUGCUGCAGCAGCGCGUACCACUGUAGGAAAAUGGACCAGGAUCGGGACGACUGGGAUGACAGGAGCGAUGAAGGGAGCACCACUUCCUCUUUUGACGAGCUUUUGGAGUUUUACAGCGACGCCACUAAGUUUGACAAACAGCCGCUCGGGAGUGCAAGGAGGCGCGUCUGGUUAAUGCUGGAUAACCCCGGCUACUCCGUGGCCAGCCGCAUCAUCAGCAUCCUCUCCAUCCUGGUGGUGCUUGGCUCCAUUGCCACUAUGUGCAUGAAUAGCAUGAGUGAGUUCAGCCUGUUGGACAGUGACGGGCAGCCCACGGAGGACCCCCGUUUCGAGACUGUGGAGCACUUUGGCAUAGGCUGGUUCACUCUGGAACUGGUCGCCAGGUUCGUGGUGGCACCGGAUCUUCUGCACUUCUUUGAGCAUCCGUUAAAUGUGAUAGACCUGGUAUCCAUACUUCCGUUUUACCUGACACUCCUUAUUAACCUAGUGGUGGAGAGCAGCCCGGCGCUGGCCAACCUCGGACGCGUUGCGCAAGUGCUGAGGCUGAUGAGGAUUUUCCGCAUCCUGAAGCUGGCCCGUCACUCCACGGGGCUGCGCUCUCUGGGGGCCACUCUCAGGAACAGCUACAAAGAAGUGGGCCUGCUGCUUCUAUACCUGGCAGUCGGUGUGUCGUUUUUCUCCGUCAUGGCCUACACGGUGGAGAAAGAGGACAGCGAGGAUCUCUCCACCAUCCCGGCGUGCUGGUGGUGGGCCACGGUCAGCAUGACCACCGUUGGGUACGGAGAUGUGGUGCCAGUGUCCAUAGCGGGCAAGCUUACCGCCUCUGCGUGCAUCCUGGCCGGGAUUUUAGUAGUGGUGCUUCCGAUUACGCUCAUUUUCAAUAAAUUCUCUCUGUUCUACAAGAGACAAAAACAGCUAGAGAUCGCGAUGAGAAGCUGUGAUUUCGACGAGGGGAUAAAAGAAGUGCCCUCGGUCAACCUGAGGAACUAUUACGCACACAAAGUCAAAUCCCUCAUGGCGAGCUUGUCAAACAUGAGCCGGAGUUCACCCAGUGAACACAGCCUGAAUGAAUCGAUACACUGAAACAGUUUUAGCGAGGACGCCCGGCUAUGUGGGGUGACACUGUUCAUUCAGUGUGGCUGCAUGAGGAGCUGUCCAGAGUGCUGAAAGCUCUGGGUGGAGAAAUCUAACUUCCUUCCACUGAUGUCUGACCGUUUGCCUCUCUGUAGCUCAGCGCAAUAACGUGUUAAUCUGUGUGCCAGUCACAAUGAGAACGUAAGCAAAUGUACAGGACUGCCUGGAUAUGAUAUUUCACUGUGCAUUAGUAUGACCUGUCACCAAAAAGGCCCAAAUGUGGCCACAUAAGAUUAAAAAGUAAGACAGAGAAUGCUAUUGUGGUGUGGUGGUGUCACACUGUAGUCCAACAUCCAGCUAUACUUGUUGUGAUCAAAUAUGUCUGAAAGUAACUCUAGCUGUGUUUCUUUUGAACAAUGUUGAUGUGUAAUUGUUAUGUUGCAACAAGAUUACUUCAGAUGUGUGGUUAAAGCAAACUAUUAAAAGAAAAAAAAACAUAAUAUGUAACACACUUUCUUUUUCAUGUGCAGAGAGGGUCUUUUAGCUUCUCGCUAAGUGUGUCUUACUGACUGAGAUAACACAUGUAAGCCUGAGGGGGGGAAGGACAGAUUUAUAGUAGUCACUGACACAAUAUCUAACACAGUUUGACAGGCAUAGCAACGACCGCUCAGAGCUGACAUGCUGAAUGCAUUUAUUCCACGGAUUUGGCUGCAUCGGCCCUUUCAGUUGACAAAAACAGUUUAACAGUUAUUAAUCAAGGUGCUUUUCCAAAUGAACUGUCAGGUGUUUCACAAUUAACUGAAAGCCACAAACUUGGCAUCAUAUUGGUUGCAAAAGCACACUGAUCUGUCAACGUAAUAGAAGUUACACUUUAUCAUCCUUUCUACUGCUGCUUUUACCUGUAUGGAAUCUCAGUACUGCUGAGAAUACAGUGGGCAGA